Molecule: messenger RNA, 829 nt
Organism: Drosophila miranda
Lineage: Eukaryota; Metazoa; Arthropoda; Insecta; Diptera; Drosophilidae
Product: pro-epidermal growth factor-like
Exons: 4
Coding region: 290-658 (122 amino acids)
Source: RefSeq, a predicted model, not a curated record
GACUUAUCGAAUGGGGCCUGCUCCACCUCUGCCUGUACCGGCCCCACGACCCCCUGCGUGUUGCUGCCGCCUUCCUGCUGUUCUCGCGCCAGGAGCACAUUGGCCGCAUCUCGACCAAGUACAAGGUCAACAACGGGGGCUGCUCCCACCUGUGCCUGGCCCAGCCCGGCAGACGGGGCAUGACUUGUGCCAAAGAAGACCAAGAACGGGGUCUCCUGCAAGAACUACAUCAUCUUCAGCCUGAGGAACAGCUUCGGCCGACUGCUGCCGAACACGACAGACUGCCCGAAUGUGCCGCUUCCAGUGUCCGACAAGAAUAUCCGCGCCGUGGACUAUGAUCCGAUCCCGCAUUACAUUUACUGGAUCGAAGGCAGGAGUCACAGCAUCAAGCGUUCUCUGGCAAGUAGCACAAAGCUUCCUGGGUGAAUCCGUAAGCGUCAACGAUACCGGGGACUCGGAAAAGCCUCGCAACAUUGCCGUGCAUUCUAUGAAGCGUUUGCUCUUCUGGACAGAUGUCGGCAACCAUCAGGCCAUCAUUCGGGCCCGAGUCGAUGGCAAUGAGCGUUUGGAGGCCUACAAGCUGGAAGGAGUCACGGCGCUGGCCCUGGAUCAACAGUCCGAUAUGAUUUACUAUGCCCAGGCAAGCGAAUCGAUGUGAUAGACAUCAAUGGAAAGAACAAGUAAUCAACAUUGCCGCCUAGGGGGAAUUGUGUACUGGCUGGACGACAAGACCGGACUGGAGCGGAUCACUGUCAACGGAGAGCGUCGUUCCGCGGAGCUGCAUCGUCUGUCGCAGUUCACCGACAUCCGGGCCGUGUGGACACCGAAA